Molecule: messenger RNA, 1356 nt
Organism: Nothobranchius furzeri (turquoise killifish)
Lineage: Eukaryota; Metazoa; Chordata; Actinopteri; Cyprinodontiformes; Nothobranchiidae
Source: RefSeq, a predicted model, not a curated record
CAGGAUCUAGUUUUACAGUUCACCAAGGGCAGGCAAGACAUAUCGUUGCUCUCAUGUCAGUAAUGUUGCUCUGCCAGUUGUCUCAGGCCAAAUUAGUAGAAUUCAAAGUGAUGAGUUUAGCAUUUCCUGUGUCAGUGAGCUGGAAAAAGAGUUGGCUUGAUUUGCCUUUACCGUAUACGACCAGAAGGAAGGAGGCUUUCAUACUGAAGUCAAUGCAAAAUGUCCUGCAGAGAUUUAGAGUUCCUUUUUAAACUUAAAGGGGUGUUUACUUCUGCUUUCUCAAAAGCUGCUUCCUUAUUUCUGUAGCUGUAUGGUGGCGUGUGACGGAGUAAAAGCAGCUUCAGCUGAAGCUUGUUUGCACUCGUAUGAAGAAUUCAGGAGUUGUAGGCUGAGUUUUUAUCAUUGGUCCAGGUUAUGCUGUUUGUUUUUGAACAUUGCAGGAAGCCUUGGUGACAUUUUGGCCCAACUGGAGAAGAUUCUGACUUCAGCUCUGCAGCAGAUCUCCAGGUGGGAUGGAGGAAGCGUACAACCAACUGUAUCAGCAGUUUCUCAGCCUGAGGUCCCUUUGUCUGAAGCAGGCAGCGCUGCUGCAUCAGCUCACAACCGCUCUGCAGAAACAGCAAGGUGCGCCUGUUCUUAUUGGAGAGGAAAAGUCCCAACUGCUGAAGGCUGCAGAACAAUGCCGAGUAGAUCACCCCUACAGAAAAACCCAUCCAGAUACCUCGGAGCUUCUUCCAUCAAAUUAAAAUCUGAUGAAAAUCCUCCUGUUGAAGACAAGGCCCAGCGCACGGCUAGGAUGCCCAUGACCGGCUGUUCCUAUCAGGUUGAUGACCUUCUCAACCAGGCAGGAGCAGCGAUGAUGUCAGACGUGGUGCUGCACUCUCAUGUGUGCGAAUUCUGUCAAGCAGUUUUUCCUGGAGACUCGACCACAAGUGGGGAGUUCCUACGACAUCUCCACACUCACAUCACCUAGACCCAAGUCCCACUGUCUCUGACUUAAGCUGUGAUGGACGUAAACUGUCUUGGAAAGGUGUUGCUAAGCAACGGAUGUUCAGGAAUGAACGAUGUAAACAGACGGCCUUCCUCUUUUUUAGCAAGCAUACACUCAAAUAAACUUCAUCAUAUCACAUGAAUAUAAUGACAAAGUGACAUCAUCUUCAUUUACCCUUGAUUGUUUUAAUUCUAUUUUUUAUUAGUUACUGAUGACUUAAAGAAAAAUAAGUAAAGUCUGGUUUAGAUCUGGUUCACUAAUGAUUAAUACCCUCAAAGUCUUCUCUGAAUUCACAGUAUUUGCCCUGAUUUCUUGUUUCUGUAAAAUUUACUCUAACACUAUAAAACUUUAACACUCCAUCUAAA